GAAUUAUCCUCGUAAAAAAACUCGAUCAGAGUAGAUAUAGUUUUCUUUCGUUUUUCACCUCCUCAAAAGAUCCCAAAUCUUACUCCAAUUUCUAUCUUUUUUUCACAUAUUUCCCCUGAUCUCCGCUUCUUCACGCAAUCUCUCACCAAAUUCUACCCUUUCCAACCUUUUUCUUUCUUCCUAAUCUUCAUCUUUCCAUCUUCCAAAACCCCCAAUUUUUGGAUCUCUGCGCAUUGAUACGCAGGUUUGUUUUCUUGCCCUAGAAAUUGAUUUUAUGAUUGUGGGUUUUUGCCAAAAUUAGCUAUCGUUAAUUGUUUCGUUCUUAAUUCUUGAUUGUAGAGAAAAAAAAGUUCGAAUUUUGAUGGCAAUGUGGUUGUUGUUGGUUAAUAAAAGAUGAAUAAGAAAAGAAAAGGGAGUGGUAGUGAUAAUGAUUAUAAGAACAUAGUUAAGAACCCUAACCCUUUACAGUUGAUGAAUGAUGAUAGAGGGUCGAUUAUUAGGGGUCAUUUUAGUCUUGAAGAUUGUUCUAGGUUGAAGAAGAAGUGUAAAGAAGAUGUGGGUAGUAAUGUUUUUGAUGGAUCAUCAUGUGCUACAAGUAGAAUUGUUGGUGCCACGACUGCGCCACCGUCUAGGGGGUUGUCGGCUGUCGAACCGAGUAGGGGAUUGAAGAGGAAAAUUGGGUGUAUUGAUGUUGCUACUCAAAUUGGUAGUAGGAAGAAUAAACUUGAGGAUGAUUAUGUCAAGAUCAAGACUAUAGGGCAGGGGAAAUUUGGGUCUGUUUGGUUGUGUAGAUGUAAAGCGAGUGGGCGGGAAUAUGCGUGUAAGACGUUGAAAAAGGGGGAGGAGACGGUGCAUAGAGAGGUUGAGAUAAUGCAGCAUUUAUCAGGGCAUCCUGGGAUUGUGAUGUUGAAUGCAGUGUAUGAAGAUUGUGAUUGUUUUCAUCUUGUCAUGGAGUUGUGUUCCGGAGGGAGGUUGGUUGAUGAGAUGAAGGUUAAUAGGUACUCGGAGCAACGAGCUGCACAUUUAAUGAAGGAACUGAUGCUUGUGAUCAAGUAUUGUCAUGAGAUGGGAGUUGUGCAUAGAGAUAUAAAGCCCGAGAAUAUUCUGCUUACGAGUUCAGGGAAGUUGAAACUUGCUGACUUUGGCUUGGCUGUCAGAGUUGCUAGUGGUCAGAGCUUGACUGGAGUUGCUGGAAGUCCAGCGUAUGUUGCACCUGAAGUAUUGUCCAGUAAUUACCGGGAGAAAGUGGAUAUCUGGAGUGCUGGCAUUCUCUUUCAUGCCCUUUUAAGUGGUUCACUUCCAUUUCAAGGGAAGUCAUUAGAAUCAAUUUUUGAGGCAAUUAGGAACAAUAAACUAGAUUUUCAUUCAGGCGAAUGGCAGUCAGUUUCCAAACUUGCACGAGAUCUAGUUGGAAAAAUGCUGACAAGGGAUAUUACAGCUAGGUUUUCAGCAGAUGAAGUUCUUGGGCAUCCAUUUAUAAUGUUCUAUACAGAGCGGGUUUUUUCAUUGGAUUUCAUCAAGUCUAAACCAAGAAAAGGAUCAGCGGUUCCUUCCCCCCAAUUGGACAGCACCUCGCUACCUGAAUUAGAUAAACGCCGACCUCACUCUUGCUCAUUGAGUGAGAAUUCAAGUUUAACUGUCACAACUAAGCAACCUGCGACUUCUGACACUGACAAGCAGGAUGACUGUGGUCUAAUGGAUGUACUAGUAGUAGCAAUCUCACAGGUUAGGAUUUCUGAACCAAAAAGAAGUAGGCUGUGCUUUUCCUCCGGCAGCUCAAUACAGUCGCAGUUUUCAACUAACAGCCUUUGUAAAGCAUUUUAAUUUAGUUGGCUGACUUAGCUAACACUAAUUCGCCCUUGAGUCUUGGAUAGGAUGUUUGCAAGUAGCUUAAUAGAAGUUGAAUCAAUUUAAUUCUUUCUGAUGAACCUAAUUGCUCUGUUUAACGAGCUUACUGUGACUGUAAUUCAAAUAACGAACUUGGUCACUUGUGUACAUAAAUAUAUCUUUUAAAAUCUGGUAUAA
Messenger RNA from Beta vulgaris subsp. vulgaris (sugar beet), 2025 nucleotides. Its product is annotated as serine/threonine-protein kinase PEPKR2. Gene Ontology annotation, biological process: protein autophosphorylation; peptidyl-serine phosphorylation; intracellular signal transduction. Gene Ontology annotation, cellular component: nucleus; cytoplasm. The coding region runs from base 394 to 1824 and encodes 476 amino acids. The transcript has 3 exons. NCBI's taxonomy places the organism in Eukaryota, Viridiplantae, Streptophyta, Magnoliopsida, Caryophyllales, Amaranthaceae. Gene Ontology annotation, molecular function: ATP binding; calcium-dependent protein serine/threonine kinase activity; calcium/calmodulin-dependent protein kinase activity. The record is from RefSeq and is a predicted model, not a curated record.